This is a messenger RNA of Amaranthus tricolor (Joseph's coat), 1104 nucleotides long. RefSeq names its product cytochrome b5. The transcript has 3 exons. Gene Ontology annotation, molecular function: heme binding. Bases 208 to 603 code for a protein of 131 amino acids. The record is from RefSeq and is a predicted model, not a curated record. NCBI's taxonomy places the organism in Eukaryota, Viridiplantae, Streptophyta, Magnoliopsida, Caryophyllales, Amaranthaceae. Gene Ontology annotation, cellular component: intracellular membrane-bounded organelle; membrane.
UCUCAAGUCUCAACAACCAAAUUGGGCUCAAGCCAACUCUUUGAAUUAGUAACGACGUUCUUCUCAAAAAGGGGGAAAAUAUCUAUCGCACUUGAAUCGACGCAGACCCUGGAUUGAUUUGAGUUGAGUGUAGAUCAAACCUAAUCAAUUCAUCCUCUCAAGCUAAUUUCUAAGCCCCUCCUCAAAAUCUCGAAAAACCUUGAAAAUAUGCCAACUUUGACGAAACUUGUCAGUAUGCAAGAAGCUUCCGAGCACAAUUCCAAGGAUGACUGCUGGGUUGUCAUCGAUGGCAAGGUUUAUGAUGUGACAUCUUACUUGGAUGAACACCCUGGUGGAGACGAUGUACUUCUCACUGCAACUGGUAAAGACGCGAAAGAAGAAUUUGAAGAUGUCGGACAUAGCCAAGAUGCAAGGGACAUGUUGAAGAAUUAUUUUGUUGGGGAGAUAGACCCAUCUGCUGCUACUAUACCAGAAACUAAGCAAGAAGAAAGAGCGAACACCAUCCAAAAGAUUAAGGACUUAACUCGACAGUACUGGGCCGUUCCUGUUGCUGUCGUUGGAAUCUCCGUUGUACUUAGCUUCAUUUACUUACGCAGGAAGUGAGGAACAUGUAGAAGAACCAACUCGCAUGUAGAGAAGCGUCUACUCAAUAUGAGUUUCACAACCAUUGAAUGAGGAGAACGAGCUUAUCAGUUUUGACAGAAUUUUCAAGUUGUCUUUCAGUAUCUUUUCAUUCUUGUAAAUCCUGCUACACUUGUGGUAGCAGGGUCAUUGGCGAAUGCUAGACAUUAUUUUUUUUAGCAUCAAGGUUAUCUCUUACGUUAUUGACUCUUACAAUUUCCACACUACCGAAAACUCCAGCAGUGACAGAAGCAACCGUAGCAGGAUCCCUAUCAGUUGGUACAGGACGAUUGCCGAUCUCACCCAAAAACUUCUUUCUUGAAUGUCUAAUUAGUAAGGGACAGUGAGACACAGCCAAGCAGGAAUGCAUGAUAAUUCUGCAUCUAGAACCCUGGAGCUCGAUUCUGGAGCCACUUUCUUACAAACAUCAUUGUAUGUUACGUUCUCGACAUUUUGCAUUGAAGUUGGAUUUCCGAGUUGCCA